UGAAGUAAUGAUACGAUGUUGUUACACGGAAGGGAGAAACUUGUACUCGGGCAUGUUAUGUGCUCGUGGAGGUCAAGUUAAAAAAUCUGACGUGCACUUUUAAUGUGCAUAUGUUUACAUAUUCCAGAGAGUAUAGGUCACAGAAUCUCACGCGCUAGUCUUGGCAAACUUCUGAGGACGAAGGUACGAAGAUUGAACAAUGGUCAAGAAGAAGGUCGUGCGUCCGAUCGCGGAAAUGGCACGGAAGAUCCGCGAGUACCGUGCACUGAAGGAACGGCCCCGCGACUCGCAGAAAUACGCGCUGGACUACGAGACGAUGACGCGGCCGUACACCGGGAAGAGGCUGCCCGUCAUGGCCUGGGAGAGCGUGCGGACCGAGAGCCGGCUCUUCUCCCUGAUGGCCGGCCUCAGGCUCUUCGGGGUGGGGCGGCUCUUCACCCGCAAGUCCUGGCUGUCUGAGCACCAGGAGCCCUGCUACUGGAAGAUCACCAAGGUCAAAGUGGACUACACUGCAGAGAACAUGGACCAUGGAAAAGCUUGGGGAAUACUUACCUUCAAAGGAAAGGAGGAGAGCGAGGUGAAGGAGGUGGACAAGGUCGUGUAUCACGACUGGCGCCUGGUGCCGAAGCACGAGGAGGAGGAGUUCAGGCGCUUCGCGCCGGUCCCGGACCAGGACCCCAGGCCCAGCCACGCGGCCUACCCGCCGCUGCUCCGCGCCAUGAUCCUGGCGCGGAGACGCGGGGAGGGACUGGCACAGGAGGCCUGGGAGCCGGCCAUCGACCUGCACCGGAACAUCCUCCUCAACAAGGAGUAUUUCCACAACAAAGAGAAGGAGAAGCAGGGGGGAGUGGCCUCCUGAGAGAGCGCCGUCGGGGGAGAGUGGCGGUGGGAAUGAGAGAGAGAGGCGGUGGGGAAUGUUGACCAGUCCUCACACAGGCCUCUGUUGCUGAACUUGGUGUCUGUGCUGCUUGUGCACGGACGAACGAAUGACUGAGCGACAAGAAACGAACUCGGCAGCAUUUGGGUUAGAUUGUGGGAUCAUGUCAGUUGACUGUCCUGUUUUCUGGUGUCAGGCGAAAGAACAGAAUAUCCAGUUUCAUUGUCUAUACGGUGUGUUGGCUGUACCUCUGUCGUACACCUGGUUUCUGUUCCACUGAAAUAUUUCAAUAAAGUGAAAAAUAUUUAUUU
Messenger RNA from Anguilla anguilla (European eel), 1188 nucleotides. RefSeq names its product mitochondrial ribosomal protein S34 (gene mrps34). Gene Ontology annotation, molecular function: structural constituent of ribosome. The coding region runs from base 200 to 859 and encodes 219 amino acids. Lineage: Eukaryota; Metazoa; Chordata; Actinopteri; Anguilliformes; Anguillidae. The record is from RefSeq and is a predicted model, not a curated record. Gene Ontology annotation, cellular component: mitochondrion; mitochondrial small ribosomal subunit. Gene Ontology annotation, biological process: mitochondrial translation. The transcript has 4 exons.